Sinocyclocheilus anshuiensis is the source of this 502-nucleotide messenger RNA. Its product is annotated as cytochrome c oxidase assembly protein COX14 homolog. NCBI's taxonomy places the organism in Eukaryota, Metazoa, Chordata, Actinopteri, Cypriniformes, Cyprinidae. The transcript has 2 exons. The record is from RefSeq and is a predicted model, not a curated record. Bases 71 to 334 code for a protein of 87 amino acids.
AAAAUUACGAGAGAAAACGUUUUUACUACAUUUUGCCCUUCUGCCCCGCCAUAGCGUUACGUAACUGCGCAUGCGCACAAACCAUUUGCCUGACAUUGAGAACAGAAUUGGAUUUCCUCAUACUUUGAAUUGUAAUUUAAACAGAUCCAUCAUGCUCAGUGGGAAGCGCAUCGCUGAUGCGGGUUAUAAGCUCUUCUCGGGCUCCAUGAUGCUGUUGACGGUGUACGGCGGAUACCUGUGCGUCCUGCGGGCUCAGCGAUACAUGCAGAGACAGAAACAGCUGGAGCUGGCGGCACAGAAUGAGAGCGCGGCUUCAGAAACUAUUAAAGACUGAAGACACGGGCUGUAAAUAAUCAGUUAACCUGACACUGAUCAUGCCACACGGGUGGGACAGUAUGUGGCCCAGCAGAUUGUCAGCAGAAACCCACCUGCGUUCGUGACCCUCGAAGGGUUCAUUUGCCUUUUUGUGGAGUUCAGUGAGAUCUUAUGUGUUGUAAUAUAU